AUGUCUCGUUAUCAUCCUUAUUCAAGAAAUCGCGUAGUAAGAAUAGACAAGAGUGCCGGUGCAGGUGAUCAUGCUCCACAUAUUAAUUUUACUCAUGCUAAUGGUGAUGUUCAAAUUGAACUGAAAAAAGUUAUUCAAUCAGGUGUACAACGGUCAUUACUUCUAACACCAGAAAAGUUCUUUGAAAUUUCACAUAAAAGUGAUGAUAUAUAUGCAGCCGGCAACGCAAUAGCUGAUUACCACGGAAAAAAUAGUGCAACACAACCGCCUAGCGCUGCUGGACCUUUUAAAUUCAUACUUCGUUCUGACUGUGAUAAUGAUAGAUAUGAACAUAUGUAUGAAUGGGAAGUACCGAAUUCACAGCUGAGAGUUAGUGUUCGUAAUCGUCGAAGUGAUGGAAAACGACCAAAAGACGCACAAUUUGUUGUUGAAGUGCGUGUUUUCGGUUCAAAUGGUUUACCAACCGAUGAAGGAAUCAUGAUGGCAUGGCAUAACUUUAAUGGCACCUUUGUUCAUCAUCGACGAGAGCGCAAGAAUAGAAUUCAAGAAAUGCGUCGAAAUGGUGUUUUGAAUCCACUAGAAAACUUGAAUACAAGUAGCACGGCGUCAGUUUCAGCAACCAUAAGUUCAUCCUCAACAACAACAACUCGAAAUAUACCAACAUGGACUAUCAACGAAAAGCAAGCUAAUAACGAUGUGUAUACAUGUGUCAUCUGUAUAGACACGUAUACAAAAGGUGAAACUGUCAAUGGCUUACCAAAUUGUACUCAUUUCUUUCAUUGUAAAUGUAUUCAAGCAUGGUUAGUUGGAAGCAAUUCGUGUCCGACAUGUAGAUCAACAGUUUAA
Messenger RNA from Rotaria sordida, 846 nucleotides. Lineage: Eukaryota; Metazoa; Rotifera; Eurotatoria; Philodinida; Philodinidae. The record is from the annotation of a GenBank genome assembly.